Arachis stenosperma is the source of this 345-nucleotide messenger RNA. Its product is annotated as protein SLE1-like. Gene Ontology annotation, cellular component: cytosol. The transcript is spliced from 2 exons. Bases 1 to 345 code for a protein of 114 amino acids. Lineage: Eukaryota; Viridiplantae; Streptophyta; Magnoliopsida; Fabales; Fabaceae. The record is from RefSeq and is a predicted model, not a curated record. Gene Ontology annotation, biological process: response to abscisic acid.
AUGACAACUCGGCAAAAAAAGCGUGAAGAGCUUGAUGAGAGGGCAAAGCAAGGUGAAACCGUGGUUCCUGGUGGUACUGGUGGCAAGAGUCUAGAAGCUCAAGAACACCUUACUGAAGGAAGGAACAAAGGAGGCCAAACUAGGAAGGAGCAGCUGGGAUCGGAAGAAUAUCAUGAGAUGGGUAUAAAAAGAGGGCAGACUAGGAAGGAGCAGAUAGGAACUGCAGGUUACCAAGAAAUGAGACGUAAAGGAGGCCACUCUAUCAUGGAUAAGUCUGGCGAAAAGUAUGCUGCUGAGGAAGGCAUCAAUAUUAAUGAAUCCAAGUUUACCAACGAAGAAAAAUAA